AGAGCUGCAGCCUGGGACCGAGGAGCCCGUGUGAUUCCCGGCGGCGGCGGCAGUGGCGGCAGCACCAGCACCGACGGAAGCGCGCGGGUGUCUCUCCUGGUGCCCCUCGCCGGGUGCUCCUGAGGUGGCAGCAGCCGUGCCCGCCGCGCCCCGCCCGCCGCCGUGUCUGUGUGUGUGUGUGUGAGUGUGUGUGUGUGUGUGUGUGUGUGUGUGUGUGUGUGUGUGUGUGAGUGUGUGAGGGGAGGGGGCGCAGCCACCGCCGCCGCUGUGGGGCCGCCGCUGCGAAAGGAGCCGCCGCCGCCGCCGCUUGCCGCUGCCGCUGCCGGGCCGCCAGAGAAGAGGAGGCGGUGGCGGCGGCGGCGAACAUGUUUUCUGUGAGAAUAGUGACCGCCGACUACUACAUGGCCAGCCCGCUGCAGGGGCUGGAUAUCUGCCAGUCGCCCCUCACCCAGGCCCCUGUCAAGAAGGUCCCGGUGGUGCGGGUCUUCGGCGCGACCCCGGCAGGUCAGAAGACAUGUCUUCAUCUACAUGGCAUCUUUCCUUACCUCUAUGUGCCAUAUGAUGGUUAUGGACAGCAACCAGAAAGCUAUCUUUCUCAGAUGGCGUUCAGUAUCGACAGAGCACUUAAUGUGGCUUUAGGCAAUCCAUCUUCUACUGCUCAACAUGUGUUCAAAGUGUCAUUAGUAUCAGGAAUGCCUUUUUAUGGUUAUCAUGAGAAGGAGAGACACUUUAUGAAGAUCUAUCUUUAUAAUCCUGCAAUGGUGAAAAGGAUAUGUGAACUUUUACAAAGUGGAGCCAUAAUGAAUAAGUUUUACCAGCCUCAUGAAGCGCAUAUUCCCUACCUCCUGCAACUCUUCAUUGACUACAAUCUGUAUGGAAUGAAUUUAAUAAAUCUGGCUGCUGUCAAGUUCCGAAAGGCAAGAAGGAAAAGUAAUUCAUUGAGUACAACUGGAUCUUGCAAGGAUCAGCUACCAGGAAGUUCUUUUAAUUUAUUUCGGUGGGAAGAGGAUGAAAUACCAAGCUCUUUAAUACUGGAGGGUGUUGAACCACAGAGUACCUGUGAAUUAGAAGUAGAUGCUGUAGCUGCUGACAUCUUAAAUCGGCUGGACAUUGAAACUCAGAUUGGUGGAAACCCAGGUCUUCAUGCCAUUUGGGAAGAUGAAAAGCAACGACGAAGAAACAGAAAUGAAACUUCUCAAAUUAGUCAACCUGAAUCACAAGAUCGCAGGUUUGUGCCCGCAACUGAAAGUGAAAAAAAAUUUCAGAAGAGACUUCAGGAAAUUCUCAAACAGAAUGAUUUCUCUGUCAGAACAUUAUCAGGAUCUGUGGACUACAGUAAUGGAUCGCAGGAGUUCUCUGCUGAAUUAACAUUGCGCUCUGAAGUUUUGUCUCCUGAAAUUCUUCAGUGUACACCAGCUAAUAUGGUAGAAGUCCACAAAGACACAGAGUUGAGCAAAGGUCAUACUGGACACAAAGUAGAAGAAGCUCUUAUUAAUGAAGAAGCAAUUUUGAACCUCAUGGAAAAUAGUCAGAGUUUUCAGCCUUUGACCCAAAGACUGAGUGAGUCACCAGCUUUCUUGGACAGUAGUCCCGAUGAGGCUCUGGUACGUCUUCUUGCUGGUUUGGAAAAUGAUGGAUAUCAGGGGGAAAGAAAUAGGAUGCCAUCGCCAUGCCAUUCCUUUGGACAUACUAAAAAUCCCCAAAAUAGUGAUGAUGAAGAAAAUGAACCGCAAAUUGAAAAAGAGGAAAUGGAGCUAAGUUUGGUGAUGUCUCAAAGAUGGGACAGCAAUAUUGAAGAGCAUUGUGCCAAAAAGAGAUCACUGUGCAGAAAUACCCAUAGAAGCUCUGAAGAAGAUGAUUCCUCUUCAGAAGAAGAAAUGGAAUGGAGUAAUAAUAGUUUGCUUCUAGCCAAUCUUUCUAUACCUCAGUUAGAUGGAACUGCGGACGAAAAUAGUGACAAUCCAUUGAACAAUGAAAAUUCUAGAACUCAUUCGUCUGUGAUUGCAACAAGCAAACUCUCAGUAAAACCUUCCAUCUUUCACAAGGACGCUGCUACAUUAGAACCCCCAUCUUCUGCUAAGAUUACCUUUCAGUGUAAACACACAAGUGCCCUUUCUUCUCAUGUUUUGAAUAAUGAAGAUAUAAUUGAAGAUCUUUCACAGCCAAACAAUGUAGAAAAAAGUCUAGAUCAUUCAGUUUCUUCUUUCACAAAUGAAAGCACUUACCCUAUGAAAUACCCUGGAUCUCUAAACAGUACCGUACAUUUAGAAAACUCUCAUAAAGAAAGUUGUAAGAAAGAUACUCUUCCAGUAUCAUCUUGUGAAAGUAGUAUUUUUGAUUAUGAAGAAGACAUACCUUCUGUUACAAGACAAGCACCAAGUAGAAAGUAUACAAACAUUAGAAAAGUUGAUAAGGAUGCCUCUUUUAUACAUAUGAACCGUUACACUAGCGAAAAUUCCUUGAACAAAAAUUCUUUCAAUUUUUCCGACGUCAGUCAUCCGAAAAACAAAUUAUCCUCUGAAGGAAAUGAAAAAGGAAACAGCACAUCUUUGAAUAGCUUAUUCUCCUCAUCAUUAACUGAAAAUUGUGAAUUGUUAUCAUGCUCAGGGGAGAAUAGAACUAUGGUGCAAUCUCUUGAUAACAUUGCUGAUGAAAGUGGACGAAAUAAACUUAAAAUUAGAUAUGAAGAAUUUCAAGAACAUAAAACAGAAAAGCCAAGCCUCAGCCAACAAGCAGCACAUUAUAUGUUUUUUCCCAGUGUUGUUCUUUCUAAUUGUCUCAGUAGACCACAGAAACUUUCUCCUGUCACAUAUAAACUACAAUCUGGCAAUAAACAGUCCAGGUUAAAAUUGAAUAAAAAGAAACCUGGAAGUCAUCAAGAGACUUCUGCAAAAACUAGUGAGACUGGAUCCCCAAAAGAUAAUUGUAUACAAAAUAAUCCUUGUAAUAGUAAUCCUGAGAAGGAUAAUGUAUUGGCCAAUGAUUUAAUCAAGGUUACUCGAGCUUUUGAAAAUAAAACACCUACAGACAGUUUUAUGGAUUGUCACUUUGUAGAUGGAACCUUAGAAACUGAGCAGUCCUUUGGAUUGUAUGGAAAUAAAUAUACACUUAGAGCCAAACGGAAAGUAAAUUAUGAGACUGAAGAUAGUGAGUCAAGUUUUGUAACACACAACUCAAAAAUUAGCCUACCUCAUCCCAUGGAAAUUGGUGAAAGUUUAGAUGGAACUCUUAAAUCUCGAAAACGAAGAAAAAUGUCUAAAAAGUUGCCUCCGGUCAUCAUAAAGUAUAUUAUUAUUAAUAGAUUUAGAGGGAGAAAAAAUAUGCUUGUUAAGCUAGGAAAAAUAGACUCUAAAGAAAAACAAGUGAUAUUAACAGAGGAAAAAAUGGAACUAUAUAAAAAGCUUGCACCUUUGAAAGAUUUUUGGCCAAAAGUUCCUGACUCCCCUGCAACCAAAUACCCCAUUUAUCCAUUAACACCAAAGAAAAGUCACAGAAGAAAAUCAAAACAUAAGUCUGCUAAGAAAAAAACUGGUAAGCAACAAAGGACAAAUAGCGAAAAUAUUAAACGAACUUUGUCUUUCCGGAAAAAACGGUCUCAUGCUAUUCUUUCUCCUCCCUCACCAUCUUACAAUGCUGAAACCGAAGACUGUGACUUGAAUUAUAGUGAUGUUAUGUCUAAACUAGGUUUUCUUUCUGAAAGAAGCACAAGUCCUAUAAAUUCUUCUCCCCCUCGCUGUUGGUCUCCCACUGACCCAAGAGCUGAAGAAAUUAUGGCUGCUGCAGAUAAAGAAGCAAUGCUUUUUAAGGGUCCUAAUGCAUAUAACAGCAGGACUGUUAAUUCCCAUAUAGAAAAAAAUAGUCGAGCAAGAUCACAGGUUAAGAAAGCAAAAACAAAACUGGUUAAUUCUUCUGUUGUUACUAAGAAGAGAAAUAAACGAAAUCAGACAAAUAAGCAAGGUGAUGAUAGAAAAAAGAAACCAAGAGCAAAACAGAAACAGAAACCAAAUGAGAAAGAUACAUCAAGAAAGCACUUUACACUUAAGGAUGAAAAAAUUAAACCUCAGUCUGGUGCUGAAGUUAAGUUUGUGCUGAAACAUCAGAAGGUAUCUGACUCUUCAAAUUCCGGAGGCCCUCAACUGCUUUUUAAACAGAAAGAUAUGUCAAUAGGUGGCUCUGCUACAGAUAAUCCCCUUUCUGUUUCCCUGUCCACUGGGAUUCACGCACAACAGAAUUUAUCAAGCUGCUUUUCUUCCUUCUUAGAAAGCAAGAAGCCUGUAGAUUUGCAAACAUUCCCUAAUUCACGAGAUGAUUUGCAUUCAUCAGUUGUUUGUAAUUCUCUGGGACCUGGAAUCUCAAAAAUUAAUGUUCCAAGGUCUCAUAAUCAAAGUGGUAUGUUUACUCUAAAGGAAUCACCCUUAAUUCAAAAAAACAUAUUUGACAUUUCCAACCAUUUGUCUCAGGUAGCACAAAAUACACAGAUAACUUCGGGUAUGAUGUCUCCAAAGACAGAAGAGAAUGCAAAUAUACAAAAAAACUUUUUGUCUGUUGGAAAAUUAAAUGAAUGUCGUAAUUCUCUAGAAUCAAAGCCAGAUCAGGCAUACACUCCGAAUUUUUUGCAUUGUAAGGACAGUCAGCAGCAGAUUGUGUGCAUGGCAGAACAGUCAAAGCACAAUGAAACUUGUUCUCCAGGAAACGCAGCUUCAGAGGAAAGCCAAAUACCUAAUAAUUGCUUUGUAACCUCCUUGAGAAGUCCAAUCAAACAAAUCCCAUGGGAACAAAAGCAGAGAGGCUUUAUUUUAGACAUGUCAAAUUUUAAACCUGAAAGGAUAAAACAAAGGUCGUUGUCAGAAGCUAUUUCCCAAACCAAAGCACUUUCUCAGUGUAAAAAUCAAAAUCUGUCGGCACCUGCAACAUUUGGUGAAGGACAGUCUGGACUGGCAGUUCUUAAAGAAUUAUUACAAAAAAGACAGCAGAAAGCACAAAAUUCAAUUAUUAUGCAAGACCAACUUUCUAAUAAACAUCAGCCAAACAAAAACAUUACUGGUUCCCUCGAACAAAAUAAAACAGUUAAGCGAAUUCGAUCAGUAACAUCUCCAAGAAAGCCUCGAACACCCAGAAGUACAAAACCUAAAGAAAAAAUUCCCAAACUUAUUAAAGUAGACUCUGUAAAUUUACAAAAUUCUGGCCAGUUAGAUAAUUCCUUAUCAGAUGAUAGUCCCAUCUUUUUUUCAGAUCCAGGUUUUGAAAGUUGUUACUCACUUGAAGAUAGCUUAUCUCCUGAUCACAAUUAUAAUUUUGAUAUUAAUGCAAUAGGUCAAACUGGCUUUUGUACUUUUUAUUCAGGAAGUCAGUUUGUCCCAGCUGAUCAAAAUUUGCCUCAGAAGUUCCUAAGUGAUGCAACUCAGGAUCUUUUCCCAGGACAAACUAUAGAAAAAAGUGAGUUUUUAAGUCACGAUAACCAGAAGUGCGAUGAAGAUAAACAUCGUGCCUCAGACUCAACUUCAUGGAUUAGAUCUGGUACUCUAAGUCCUGAACUGUUUGAGAAAUCAUCCAUAGAUAACAGUGAGAAUCAUCGUCACAGCCAGUGGAAAAAUAACUUCCAUGCUCUGACAAAUCGGUCUAAUUCAAUAAUGGAUUCUUUCUGUAUCCAACAGGCAGAGGACUGUCUAAAUGAAAAAUCUAGAUUGAAUAGGAGUUCAGUAAGCAAGGAAGUGUUUCUUAACCUCUCACAGCCUAGCAAUUCAGACUGGAUUCAAGGUCAUAACAGAAAAGAAAUGGGACAGCCUCUUGACUCAGUCAAUCCAUCUUUUACUGCAAUACUAUCUUCUCCUGAUGGAGAACUUUUGGAUGCAGCCUCUGAAGAUUUAGAAUUGUAUGUUUCAAGAAACAAUGAUAUAUUGACACCAACUCCUGAUAGCUCACCAAGGUCUACCAACUCUCCCUCACAAUCUAAGAAUGGCAGCUUUGCACCUCGAACUGCUCACAUUCUUAAACCACUUAUGUCUCCACCAAGUAGGGAAGAAAUUAUGGCAACUUUGUUGGAUCAUGAUCUUUCAGAAACAGUUUACCAGGAACCAUUUUGCAGUAAUCCUUCUGAUGUACCAGAGAAACCCAGGGAGAUUGGUGGAAGACUUCUCAUGGUAGAAACUCGACUUCCAAAUGAUCUGGCCGAAUUUGAAGGAGACUUUUCCUUAGAAGGACUUCGUCUGUGGAAAACAGCAUUCUCAGCAAUGACUCAGAAUCAGAGACCAGGGUCACCUCUUCGCAAUGGCCAAGCAGUUGUCAAUAGAGGGCCAAAUAAUAGCCACAAAAUGGUUGAAGAUAAAAAAAUUGUAAUUAUGCCUUGCAAAUGUGCCCCAAGUCGACAACUGGUUCAAGUAUGGCUUCAAGCCAAAGAAGAAUAUGAACGUUCCAAGAAACUGUCUAAAAUUGAGCCAACUGAAGUUGUAAAAUCUGCUGAGAGCUUCAGUUCUUCACUAAACCCAGAUGACAAACCUAUAGUGCCUCCAAAAAUGGAUACAAUUCCACUUGUACUCCCUACUACAGCCCAAACCAAGGAAGUUGUUGAUAAUUCUCAGAUUGCUUUACAAGUGUGGACAGGAUCCACUAGAACUGCAAGUGAAAAUCAGACGUUCCCACCUGUUGUUUCUGCAAAUAAUCCUAAGAAAGAUGAAGCUGAUGGUGAUAACUAUUAUAUUAGUUAUAGUUCACCUGAUUCACCAGUAAUUACCCCUUGGCAACACGCAACAUCCCCAAAUUCCAAAGCAUUAAAUCAGGAUGAAAGACUGUCUUCACCAGUGGAGGAACUGCAUACCCUGACAGUUGAGAACUUGAAGUCAGUAAAAGAUGGUAUUCAGAAAAGCCCCUGUCAUGAACCUCGGGAAUCAGUCAUGAUUUCACCAAUUAAUAUCAGGAGAACUGGGAUAUGUGAAUCUCUUUGCCUUCAUAGUACUCCAAUUAUACAGAGAAAAUUUGUUGAAAGGCAUCCUGAAACAACUUCCCUUAGCUCUUUAUCAACAGAACCAAAAACCCAGAAACUGAGUCAUAAGAAAGGAAGUAAUAACAACAGGCUUAGAAGAGUACUCUUAACACAAGCCAAGAAUCCAUUUGCAUCAGUAAAUUCCCCAAAGAAAGAAGCUUCUCAGAUUGAUGGACCAUCCUUAAACAAUACCUAUGGUUUCAAAGUCAGCAUACAGAACUUGCAGGAAGCAAAAGCUUUACAUGAGAUACAAAAUCUUACCUUAAUUAGUGUGGAGUUACAUGCUCGAACUAGACGAGACUUAGAACCAGAUCCUGAAUUUGACCCAAUCUGUGCCCUGUUCUACUGCAUCUCAUCUGAUACUCCACUGCCAGAUACAGACAAAACAGAAAUCACAGGUGUAAUAGUGAUUGAUAAAGAGAAAUCAGUCUCUUCUCAAGAUAUCAGAUAUCAGACUCCAUUGCUAAUUAGAUCUGGAAUUACGGAUCUAGAAGUUACCUAUGCUGCUGAUGAGAAGGCACUUUUUCAAGAAGUUGCAGAUAUCAUAAAGAGGUAUGAUCCUGAUAUUCUGCUAGGAUAUGAAAUUCAGAUGCAUUCCUGGGGUUACCUCUUACAAAGGGCUGCUGCCUUAAAUGUUGAUUUAUGUCAGAUGAUCUCUCGGGUGCCAGAUGACAAAAUUGAGAACAGAUUUUCAGCUGAAAGAGAUGACUAUGGAUCAGAUACAAUGAGUGAGAUAAAUAUUGUUGGCCGAAUUACAUUGAAUCUUUGGAGAAUCAUGAGAAAUGAGGUAGCUCUAACUAACUACACCUUUGAAAAUGUGGGCUUCCAUGUUCUUCAUCAACGUUUUCCCCUAUUUACUUUUCGGGUUUUGUCAGAUUGGUUUGAUAACAAGACUGAUCUGUACAGAUGGAAAAUGGUUGAUCAUUACAUUAGCCGUGUUCGUGGAAAUCUUCAAAUGUUAGAACAGCUGGACCUUAUUGGGAAGACCAGUGAAAUGGCUAGACUUUUUGGCAUUCAGUUUUUACAUGUACUGACAAGGGGUUCACAGUACCGUGUGGAAUCAAUGAUGUUGCGUAUUGCUAAACCAAUGAACUAUAUUCCUGUGACACCUAGUGUACAGCAGAGAUCCCAGAUGAGAGCCCUACAGUGUGUUCCCCUGAUUAUGGAGCCUGAAUCUCGAUUUUAUAGCAACUCUGUUCUCGUUUUGGAUUUUCAGUCUCUAUAUCCUUCUAUUGUGAUUGCAUAUAACUACUGUUUUUCCACUUGCCUUGGCCAUGUUGAAAACUUGGGGAAGUAUGAUGAGUUCAAAUUUGGCUGUACCUCUCUAAGAGUACCUCCAGAUUUACUUUACCAAAUUAGGCAUGAUAUCACAGUCUCCCCCAAUGGAGUAGCUUUUGUCAAGCCUUCAGUGAGAAAAGGUGUGCUGCCAAGAAUGCUUGAAGAAAUUUUGAAGACUAGACUCAUGGUGAAGCAGUCAAUGAAAGCUUACAAACAAGACAGAGCACUGUCACGAAUGCUUGAUGCUCGCCAGCUAGGGCUUAAGCUUAUAGCAAAUGUCACAUUUGGUUAUACAGCUGCUAACUUUUCUGGAAGAAUGCCAUGCAUUGAGGUUGGUGAUAGUAUUAUUCACAAAGCCAGAGAGACCUUGGAACGAGCUAUUAAACUGGUGAAUGAUACCAAGAAAUGGGGUGCUAGAGUCGUAUAUGGUGACACUGACAGUAUGUUUGUGCUAUUGAAAGGAGCAACUAAAGAGCAGUCUUUUAAGAUUGGCCAGGAGAUUGCCGAAGCUGUAACUGCUACCAAUCCUAAACCUGUGAAAUUGAAGUUUGAAAAGGUUUAUUUGCCCUGUGUCUUAGAAACAAAAAAGAGGUAUGUGGGUUACAUGUAUGAAACAUUGGAUCAAAAGGACCCAGUAUUUGAUGCAAAAGGAAUAGAAACAGUUAGAAGAGAUUCCUGCCCUGCUGUUUCUAAGAUACUUGAGCGUUCACUAAAGCUGCUAUUUGAAACGAGAGAUAUAAGUUUAAUUAAACAGUAUGUUCAACGACAAUGUAUGAAACUCCUUGAAGGAAAGGCCAGCAUACAAGAUUUUAUUUUUGCCAAGGAAUACAGAGGAAGUUUCUCUUAUAAACCCGGAGCUUGUGUACCAGCCCUUGAACUUACAAGGAAAAUGCUUACUUAUGACCGGAGAUCUGAGCCUCGUGUUGGGGAGCGUGUACCUUAUGUCAUCAUUUAUGGAACCCCUGGAGUACCACUUAUCCAGUUGGUAAGGCGCCCAGUGGAAGUCCUCCAGGACCCAACUCUGAGACUGAAUGCUACAUACUAUAUCACCAAGCAAAUCCUUCCACCCCUUGCAAGAAUUUUUUCACUUAUUGGUAUAGAUGUCUUCAACUGGUACCAUGAAUUACCAAGGAUCCAUAAAACCACCAGCUCCUCUCGAAGUGAGUCUGAAGGUCGGAAGGGCACUAUUUCACAAUAUUUCACUACAUUACAUUGUCCUGUGUGUGAUGAUCUCACUCAACAUGGCAUCUGCAGUAAAUGUCGAAGCCAACCUCAGCAUGUUACAGUCAUCCUGAAUCAAGAAAUUCGAGAGCUGGAACGUAAACAAGAGCAACUUUUAAAGAUAUGCAAGAACUGUACAGGUUGCUUUGAUCGACAUAUCCCAUGUGUUUCUCUAAACUGCCCAGUACUUUUCAAGCUCUCCCGAGUAAAUAGAGAAUUAUCCAAGGCACCAUAUCUCCGGCAAUUACUAGACCAGUUUUAAGUGAUCAGUAUCACAGAAUUCCAGGUGCUAUUUUUUUUCAGUGUUUACCACACUAUACUGUUGUGCAUGGUGCUUUUUCAACUUCCAUCAGUCAUGUAUGCUCACUGUCUGUUAUCUGAAGACCAUGAAAACUUUUAGGCUAACUAAAUUAAAAAUUGUACUUGUUGGUCUCUUAAUUAGUUCUCUUCUUACAGUGUAUAAAUUCCGUGUCCUUUCACCUUUCUAAGGUUGUUUUAUUAACACAGGUGUUGAAUUUGCUCCAGUACUUGUAGCAUCAUGUAAAUCCAUUUGAGUAGAUCAUGUUUACUUCCCUGCGGAAGAAGCACUGAAAACCUCUUUUACAAAAUUCAUCUGUGUGUUUCCUUGGACUGUCUGUAUCAAGACGUGUUACCUAGAGAUAUCCAUUCACUUUAUAAUUUUGACUGCGGAAUAUUUUGUAAAUACACUUUUUUACUUUUCAAACAGCUGAGUAAAAUAAUGUGCAAUGAAUUUUAUACAAAUGAUUUUCCAAGUUGUUUGGUAUAUUUCCUCUAGGUUUUGCUUGACUCAGAAUAGAGUUGUUAUUUUGAUCAAACUGUGCAAAUAGUAACGUGUAGCAUUUUGAAACAUUAUUUUCUAAAACCGCUGUCUUGCUUUAGCUAUUAAGGGGCAUUGUGAGGAACUGUGCAGAGACAUUUUUGUUACAAACCUGUGGGCCUGUUGCAAUACUUUAAAAAUAAAAAAUUUUAUUCCAUUUUGCUUGUUUUGUAUAGACAUUUCUAUUGCUUCUAAAUAUGCUUAAAAUAUUUUUCUUUCUGUAUUGUACAGUUAAUCUUAUUUGCCAUCAUCUUGAACACAAAUGUGUAUUUAGAAUAUUUGUAUAACUGUAUAAAAUGAAAAAGAAAUAAUGUGGUCAGUGCAUUGUUUUUUAAACUGGAAAUCAUUUUGUUUUAAAAGUUAAUAAUGGAAACCAUAUUAAAAUUGAAUAAAAUAUGAAAUGUGGCCAUGUUAUUUUUUUGUUUUUGGGUCACACCCAGUGGUACUCAGGAAAUUCCCCUGGUGGUGCUCGGAGAACAUAUGUGAUAUCAGGAUGAAUCCUGGGUCAGACAAGUACAAGUCAAAUUCUGUACCUAUCUCUUCAGCCCCUGGCCAUGUGAUUUUUAUCUUGCUAUAAUUUGGGCAGAGGGUGUGAACAAAUAUUUUUCAAAAAUAUAUAGAGAGAUACAUAAAAAUGGGCCAGAGAUAGUACAGUGGGUAAGCACUUGCCUUGUUUGUGGUUUGAUCCCCCGACAUCCCAUAUGGUCCUUAGCACUGCCAGGAGUGAUCCCUGAGCACAGAGUCAGGAGUAGCCCUUACUAAGCAUCACCAGGUGUGGCCCAAAAAAACAAAAUAAAUAAAAAAUAAAAAGAUGCUCAGUAUUACCUAUUAGUAAAUGUAACUCUCAAAAAUACAAUGAAACAUUACCACACACAUAUUAGAAUGGCAACUGUCAACAAGACAAGAAAUAAGUAGUGGUGAGAAUGAAGGAAAAGGAAGCCUUUUUCGAAUAUAAACUGGGCUGGAGAGGUGGUACUGUGGGUAAAGACACUUGCCUUGAAUGUGGCCAACCCAGUUUUGAUCCUGGCACCCCCUAUGGUCCCCUGAGCCCCACAAGGAGUGCAGAGCCAGGAGUAAACUCUGAACACUGCUGUGUGAUCAAAACAAAAAAAAAAAAAUGGAAAGUAAAUUCAUACUGGUCCUAGAGAAAAUGAGAAAACAGUGAAGAGGUGUCACUGUUUAAAAAAUUAAAAUUAGUGGGGCCGGAGCGAUAGCACAGCGGGUAGGGCUUUUGCCUUGCACGCGGCCGACCCGGGUUCGAUCCCCGGCAUCCCAUAUGGUCCCCCAAGCACCGCCAGGAGUAAUUCCUGAGUGCAAAGCCAGGAGUAACCCCUGAGCAUCGCUGGGUGUGACCCAAAAAGCAAAAAAAAAAAAAAUUAAAAUUAGAACUCCCUUGUGAUCCAGCAACUCUACUGGGAGUUAAUCUGAAGGAAGUGAUAACACUUUAUCAAAAAGAUAUAUAUAUAUAUAUAUAUAUAUAUACACUGCCAUAGUCAUGAGAUAUCAGACAUGACAUCCAAGCAAACUCAAUACCCAUCAACUUUUGAAUGGAUGAAGAAAGUUGCGUGUGUGUAAUAUACACAUGUGUGUAUUACAUAUAUAAUAGAGUACUAUUCCUCAAGAAUGAGGAAACACUGCCAUUUACAACAAUAGGAAUGGCUCAUGAAGACAUUAUACUAAAUUAGUAAAUCAAAAAAUAGUAUUUAAUAAUUAUUUGAAUACGUAUUUUUAAAGAAAAAUAGAUCAUAAGAAUAGCUCUUGAAGACAUGUUUCAAAGACAAAAUAUUUAAUAACUGCAGGUUUUGAAAGAAAAAAACAAUAACAAACUCAAAUACACAGAGAAGAGUUGAGGUGAACAGAAGCUAGGAGGGGAUUGUGAAGGUGCAAAAAGUGGUAAAAAGAUAAAAGCCUUGGGGCUAAGUGGAUGAGGUACUUGCCUUGCACGUGGCUGACUUAAAUUGAUAAUCAGCAUUACAUAAUAGUCCCCUGAGCCCCAACAGGAUUGAUGGCUGUGUGGUCAAAAAAAAAAAAAAAAUUUUUUUUUUAAUUUUUUUAAAGAUAAAUCUUAGGGCCAGAGUGAUAGUACAAUGGGUAGGGCACUUGCCUUGCACAUGACUGACCCGGAUUCAAUCCCUGGCAUCCCAUAUGGUCUCUUGAGCCCACUAGGAGUGAUUCCUAAGCACAGAGCCAGCAGUAACCCCUGAACAUUGUCAGGUAUAGGCCUAAAACAAGAAAAAUUUAUGUGUGUGUGUAUAUAUAUAUCAGUUAUAAAAUUAUUACAUCCUGGAUGUAAUGAACAGAAUAGUGACUGGUGUUUAAAUGUCUGUAUACACCCUUUUCACAAGAGCACCAAAAGCAAGAACAUAGCCCCUGACCCUCUCAAAGGUGAAGUGAAAAUGCUUUGAAGCCAAGAAAGCAGCGCUGAAAGGCAUCCACAGUCACAUCUCACCCACCUUCUGGCUGCCCCAGAUACUGCAGCUGAAAAGACAGAUAGCCUCAGAGGAGCACCUCUAAGAGAAACCCACCCGAACAGUAUUCCAGCAAGUUCCCUCAGACUGCUGAGUCUGCCAUAAAGAACCACAGUGUUCCCUGUGGAUCACAGUCCAGGCCAACAAGCACUAGAUGAAACAGCUAUGAAGAAGCUCUGUGAGAAUGGUAUGGCCCAGAUUCACCCCCCUGACCAGACUGGAUGGAGAGAAGAACGCCUGUGUGCAGCUGACUUUGACCAGGAUGCCUUGAGUACUGGCAAUAAAAUUGGGAUUAUCUAAACAGUCCAGUUGGCUAAUUUUAAAUACAUGUAUUUUUUUCACCAUUUAAAAAAACAGGUCUGUAUUACACCCCAGUCACCAUAAAGAUCAGCUUUCUGAACAACUGUUUUAGGUACAUGUGACCACAGUCUCCAGUUGCGGCCCAACAUAGUUGGAGUUUGACUCUGUAUCAGCUGCCAGAUACCAACAACUAUGAACCCUGGGCCACAGCCUGGAUGAACUAACUUCCGUGCUACAGUAGCUACAGUACACAUGCAACAAUGAACCACAUAGGAGGGUUCCAUAUGCUCUAUGGAGAGAAAUGGCCAGUAAAGUGAGCACAAAGAAAAACUUCAUCCCCCAGACCUCUUUCCUAGAGGGAGGCAGCAAAGGUUUAAGUCUGGCCAUGUGAAGGAUGGUCUCUUUCACUCAAUCUUCCCAGCUCAGGGAAACACUAGCAAGAGCACAUGGCAUGAUCCUCCCUCCAGUGUCAUGCUUCAACAAGCCCAUAUUUGAUGAUGAAGUGGAAGUGGAAUGAACAACUAAACCCCUGCCACCUCAUGGGAAGUGCUGGGAAGCCUCCCGCAGUCAUGAUUGAAAAUGGAUCCUAGUAGUCCAACGCCAAGGCUCCUAGACAGCUGUCUGUAUUUGGGAAGAGGCAGAAAUGGCCAAGGUUUGCCCAGAGACUGUGAACAAAGCAAAAAUACAUGAGGGGCCCGCCCAGCAAACACAGAGAACAGAGAUGGGGCAGCCAAAUAGGGUCACCUGGGGGUGUCACUGUUGGGUAAGAUAAAGAAAAGCGUGUUCAAGGUUUCCCCUUUAAAAAUGUCUUUUCAGGGGCUGGAGAGAUGCACAGCGGGUAGGGCAUUUGCCUUGCACGAGGCUAAGCCUGGGUUUGAUUUCCAGCAUCCGAUAUGGUCCCCUGAGCACCGCCAGGAGUUAAUUCCUGAGUGCAUGAGCCAGGAGUAACCCCUGUGCAUCGCCAGAUGUAACCCAAAAAGCUCAAAAAAAAAGUUAAAUAUCAAGCUGAAGAAAUAAAAAUGGUAACUCAUCAAAAUGUUAUAUGUCAUUUCUACAACACCUAAAGUGCAAAUAAAGUAUAAUUCAUAGUUUGGAAGUCCAUUGAAGCCUAUUUUAUACAUAUUUAGUCAGUCACAAUAUAAAAUCUAGAAAUGUUCUUAAC
Molecule: messenger RNA, 14246 nt
Organism: Sorex araneus (European shrew)
Lineage: Eukaryota; Metazoa; Chordata; Mammalia; Eulipotyphla; Soricidae
Gene: REV3L
Product: REV3 like, DNA directed polymerase zeta catalytic subunit
Exons: 32
Coding region: 366-9740 (3124 amino acids)
Biological process (GO): error-prone translesion synthesis; double-strand break repair via homologous recombination
Cellular component (GO): nucleus; zeta DNA polymerase complex
Molecular function (GO): DNA-directed DNA polymerase activity; DNA binding; nucleotide binding
Source: RefSeq, a predicted model, not a curated record